UCCCUCCCGGCUGGCUGCUUCCCCGCCCUCGGAGUCUGGAGAGCGGCUGGAGCCAGGCGGGAGCGCGAGGUGCAGGGGGCUGGUGGCGGGAGGCGGGCGAGCCGCGGGAAGCAGGCACCAUGGUGCUGUCGGUGCCUGUGAUCGCGCUGGGCGCCACGCUGGGCACGGCCACUAGCAUCCUUGCGCUGUGCGGGGUCACCUGCCUGUGCAGGCAUAUGCACCCCAAGAAGAGGUUUCUGCCUCGGGACCACGAGCCUGACCCGGAGAAGGCGAGGCCCGGUGUGCUAGAGCCAGCCCAACAGUUCAACGUUAAAAAAUCCACGGAGCCUGUCCAGCCUCGGCCUCUCCUUAAGUUCCCGGACAUCUAUGGCCCCCGGCCAGCCGUGACAGCCCCAGAAGUCAUCAACUAUGCAGACUACACUCUGGGGUCCAUAGAGGAGUCUGCUGCGCCUGCCAGCCCCCAGGCCCAGAGUGACAGCCGCCUCAAGAGGCAGGUCACAGAGGAGCUGUUCAUCCUUCCUCAGAAUGGUGUGGUGGAGGAUGUCUGUGUUAUGGAGACCUGGAACCCAGAGAAGGCUGCCAGCUGGAACCAGGCCCCCAAACUCCACUUCCGCCUGGACUAUGACCAGAAGAAGGCUGAGUUAUUUGUGACUAGCCUGGAAGCUGUCACCGGUGACCACGAAGGAGGCUGUGACUGCUACAUCCAAGGCAGCGUGGCUGUCAAGACGGGCUCUGUGGAGGCGCAGACGGCUCUGAAGAAACGUCAGCUACACACAACCUGGGAGGAGGGUCUGGCCCUGCCCCUGGGUGAGGAGGAGCUCCCCACGGCCACCCUGACGCUCACCCUGCGGACCUGUGACCGUUUCUCCCGCCACAGUGUGAUUGGGGAACUCUGCCUGGGCCUGGAUGGAGCAUCUGUUCCCCUGGGAGCGGCACAGUGGGGUGAGCUGAAGACCACAGCGAAGGAGCCAUCUGCAGGGACUGGGGAGGUCCUUCUGUCAAUCAGCUACCUCCCAGCUGCCAAUCGCCUCCUGGUGGUGCUGAUCAAAGCCAAGAACCUCCACUCCAACCAAUCCAAGGAGCUUCUGGGCAAGGAUGUCUCUGUCAAGGUGACCUUGAAGCACCAGGCUCAGAAGCUGAAGAAGAAACAGACAAAAAGAGCCAAGCACAAGAUCAACCCUGUGUGGAACGAGAUGAUCAUGUUUGAGCUACCGGACGACCUGCUGCGGGCUUCCAGUGUGGAGCUGGAGGUGCUGGGCCAGGGCGAGGAGGGGCCGAGCUUUGAGCUGGGCCACUGCAGCCUCGGCCUGCACGCCUCAGGCUCCGAGCGCAGCCACUGGGAGGAGAUGCUGAAGAACCCGCGCCGGCAGAUCGCCAUGUGGCACCAGCUGCACCUGUAGUCGGCCAUCAGCUGCUGACAGUCCUUCUGGGACACAGUCAUCCUCCAGCCUCAGCCAUCAGUCAUCCCCUCCUGCCCUGUCCACACGCCUACACCCAAGGACAGAGGCAGAAAUGCUGGCUGAGGCCAGGACCUCAGUCCUCUCUUACUACAUUCCUAAUACUAAAGAGUGAGCGGGGUCACCAGGACGGUGAGUGUGACUGGCGCAUCAGGGUCACUCAGAGUUCUGUGUCUUGCUCAUCUGUGUUAUGGAAAAAGACAUGUGUCAGGUACAGGCACUCUCUGUGGGCAGUCCUUGCUUACGUCAGUCUAAAGCAGAGGUUCUCCAUCUGUGGGUCGUGGCCUCUUUGGCAUGCCUCUCUCCAACACUAUUUAUAUUGUGAUUCACAAGAGUAGCAAACUUACAGUUUUGAAGUAGCAAUGAAAAUAAUCUUAUGGUUGGAGGUCAUCACAACUUGAGGGACUGUAUCAAAGAGUCUCAGCAUUAGGGAUGUUGAGAACCACUGGCUGGCCAGCAGGUCCCUGGAAUGCCUGGGGGCAUCAUGCCACACUGAUGAUCUGGAUGGAAUAUCCGAGGCAUCUGUCCUUAACAAGCACAGGGGUUCUGGAGCAGAGCAGGAGGGGCUGUGCCUGAUGAGAUCCCUUUGACAUAUCUGACAGCCUUUCCACCGCCGUCCUCCAAGGGUACGAAGACAGAAGCUCUCUGCUUACAUUGUUUCUCCCUUUUUAUAUUUUCGCUCUUUGAUUCCCACUCUUGAACUAUAUUGUGUGUUUGGACUGUCUUAUUGAAAAAAUUGGGGUGGGUUUUGUUCGUCUUGGUCAUGCCUAGGGAGCCUUUUCCCUGGCAAGCCUAGGUUAGCAUCCCCUGGGGUGCCUGCUGCAUUCGGAGGGCUAGCUGUCAUGUCCACCAGUGUCUCCCGCCAAGCUGACUCUGUGGGACAGACUUGUACUUCUCAGUGUGCCUGGGCUUCAGGAGGAAGCAGCUCGGAGCUUGGCUAAUUCCGUCAGGCUGUGUGAACGAGGAGGCGGAUGACAGCUUUAAAGAGGAAAUGUAGCCGCUUGAAAACGUGCCUCCUUCCGGUUUGGGGGACACGUUCCUUCAACUGGAAACAAGAAGAAGCUAAGUUUGGCUGCCUCUGUUGAUAUUUCCAAUAAAUGCCCAUCUAGGAAUUAAAUGUAAGUGGCUGUACAAUUCAGGUUGUCAGUCGCUUCCUUGCUCCACAGCGCCUCAGCGUGGCCACCUGUGGCACAACACCGAUGUCAUGGGAGCCUGCCAAGCCAAAUUCAGAAGGCAAUCAACCAGUUUCUCAGCUGACAUCAAUCUGUCACUGCUCACCUCAUAUAGUUCCUAGCUCCUCUCAUGGCUGUACUUUCUCUCCAAAAUUUCCUCUGUAAAUUACUCAGAGAUGUGAGAACGCUGAACCGAAAACCUUUAGUGACCUUUGACACUGGCUUAGCUUGCUUCCAGCCAGGCUUGUAAGCCGCCUCUGAAUCAAUGAGCAACCCUGAAUCUGCGUGAAAAUGUGGGAUCAGUCGGGGAAAGAACCUAAGCCUUUGUCAGGGGGCAUUUUCUAGCAAGAGGCAGAAAUAAAGCGAGAGGCACUUUCAGGCUUGGCGGCUGCUGGGCAGUUAGUGUGUGAGUUCCCACAGUCCUCUGUGAACCCCCUCCCACCCUCACUAGGUGUCUACUUGUCCGUAUUUGCCCACCAAGACCUUGCAUGUGUCUGUCCAUUCUGACUAGAGAUGACUCCAGGGCGGCCACCAGCACACCCCCUUGGUGGAAGCAGCAGAUAGGAGAAGCCGGGAAAGGAGGUCAGCUCAGCUGCUCUUGGAUGUCAGCCAGCCCGGUGGGAGGCGCCAGUGUCUGGACUGAGGUGGCAAUCUUUGGAGUGUCUCUGCCCUUGGUGUUUCCUGUUGUUAGAUGUUGUUAGACGGUCCCAAAUCAAAGCACAAAAAGACGCAUGAGACAUUGUGGUCACAUGUCUGGUUACAAUUUGGAGCACAAAUCUUACAGUGGUAAAUAAAUCAUUUCCAACGGGGUUGGCA
This is a messenger RNA of Meriones unguiculatus (Mongolian gerbil), 3445 nucleotides long. RefSeq names its product synaptotagmin 13 (gene Syt13). Gene Ontology annotation, biological process: regulation of dopamine secretion; regulation of calcium ion-dependent exocytosis; calcium-ion regulated exocytosis. Lineage: Eukaryota; Metazoa; Chordata; Mammalia; Rodentia; Muridae. The record is from RefSeq and is a predicted model, not a curated record. The coding region runs from base 120 to 1400 and encodes 426 amino acids. Gene Ontology annotation, molecular function: phosphatidylserine binding; clathrin binding; calcium ion binding. The transcript has 6 exons.